CAUGGAGCUGAAGAAGGACAGCAAUGCCGUGGCCAUCGACAUGCUGCUCAUCGUGCACUCCGAGAAGCGGCGCGCGGCCCAAGCCACGAACUUGGACUCUCAGGCGGACCCGGGCGCGCUGCUGCAAAACGGAGGAGGAUUCCAAGGUGUCAGAAACGGAAUCCGGAAAUGGCAAGAACUGGAAAGAAACGGCUUUCAGGGAAACUUGCCAGAGAAGCAGUGUCUUCAGCCGCCACAGGUCAUCACUUCCUAUGACAACCAAGGUACUCAGCUGACUGUAGAAAUCCACCCCCAAGAUGCCAUGCCCCAGCUGCUCAAGAAGUUCUCUUUGGCGAAACGUUUACAAGGUGACAAAAAUGGAAACAUGAGACCCCGGCAGCCUGGAAGGAAAGAUGCCCAUGCCUACCCCUGGGACAGGUCCAGCUUGAAAUCCAUGCCCCUGGACCUGCGGCACUUUGAGAAACUUGAUGCCUCUGCCUCACAGGUGACAGUCAAGAGUGGCCUAGAUGAGCUGGUGAGUGACUUGCUCCAGGAAGCCCACAGCGAUCUGGAAAGGGUCCGAGCCAUCUGGAUAUGGAUCUGCCACCACAUAGAGUACGACAUGGAGGCCGCCCAGGAGAAGGACCGCCAAGCCUUCAAACCCACUGACAUCCUGAGGACCCAGAAGACCAACUGUGAUGGCUACGCUGGCCUCUUCGAACGGAUGUGCAGGAUCGCUGGUGUACAGUGUGUCACCGUGCCUGGCUACUCCAAGGGCUUUGGCUACCAGACUGGACAAAGCUUCUCUGGAGAGUUCGACCACGCCUGGAAUGCUGUGUACCUUGAGGGCCAUUGGCACCUGCUGGACAGCACCUGGGGCAGUGGCCUGGUGGACACUACCACCUCCAAAUUUACCUUUCUCUACAACGAGUUCUACUUCCUCACACACCCCGCCCUGUUCAUUGAGGACCACUUCCCAGACAACAAAAACUGGCAACUGCUGAAGCCACCUCAGUCUCUGAGGCAGUUCGAGAACAACAUGUACCACAAGAGUGAAUUCUACAACAAGGGCAUGCUGAGUGCCCACCCAGAGACGUCCAUGAUCCGAACAGUGAAUGGGAAAGCCACGGUCACCAUUGAGAGCUGUGCCCCAACACUGUUCAUGUUCAUGCUCAAUGGCAAACAGGAGCAUGGGUUACUGAGCCUCAGGAAGAAUGGGAUGAAGUUGGAGGUGUACCCUCCAACCAUGGGCACCCACAAGCUGCAGAUCUUCGCCAAAGGCAACUCUGAAAUCUACAGCUCAGUGCUAGAGUACACACUCAAGUGCAACUACGUAGACCUCUCUGUCCGGCUGCCCGCUGAGCUUCACCAACCCGUGGGCCCCAGCUGGUUCUCAGAGCAGAUGGGCAUCACGAAGCCCUCCCACCCUGACCCCAUCAUCCACACCAGUGAUGGUCGCUGUUCCAUCAGCUUUGGCGUGGAGGAGGGCAUCAGUGUCCUGGCAUCCCUCCAUGGAGAUGACGGCCCCAUCACCGAGGAGACGCAACGGCGAUACAUCUUCCAGUUGAACCGGGAGAAGAGGACAGAGCUGAAAGUCCAGCUGCCCCACGCUGGCAAGUUUGCCCUUAAAAUCUUUGUGAAGAAGAGGCAAGAACAAGGCAAUUUCGUCUUUGUCUUCAACUACCUCCUGUGCUGCGCCAACACCAAGGUGAACUGGCCAAUGUUCCCCGAGAGCUUCGGCAACUGGGGGCAGGACAAUGAGCUGCUGGAGCCUCUUGUGGGUGUACUUCCGGCCAACCGCAACAUACCCUUCAAACUGAAGCUGCACGGCAUUGCCAAAGCCCUGGUGAAAGGGCAGGACACGUGGCCCCUGACCCUGAACCCCGAGGGAUACUGGGAGGGCAGCUGCAACACCGCUGGCUGCCAAGAAGUCUACGUCAUGGUGCUAGAGAAUGCGAACCACAACUUCUACUCCUACAUCCUGAAAUACAAAGUGAACGACCAGUGAAGGGCUCCAUACCCACAGCCUCCCGGGGCUGAGGCCAGCCCUGCCCAGGGAGGGCCCAAGUGAAGUGCAGAGAGCCUGGGACACCACUGAUCUGCAUGAAAUGACUUCUAGGCUUCUGCCUCCGUCUCCCUGCUCUGUCCCAGGCAUUGAGGAAUUUGUGCUGCUGAGGGCUUCCUCCACUCAGUGUGAUUGUGGAUGGAGGGACAGAGGCAAAGGCCCUUUAGAAGAAAAAGGUGCUAUGUAAAUCCAAGGUAUUGUGAAGUGUACGCCCGUGCCUAAGCCUGCUCAUCAUGUGUUAGUGCUGUGUUGUAGAGCUGGGUGCGAAAGCAGAGAUGUUGCCCAUGUUGAAAGAUCUCCGUACCAUGCCUAGAGAAUGGUGUCUGAGGCUGAAUCUAUUGGAGAGGUCAGCCACCCACGUCAUACAGUGUUCCUCCACUGCUUCUGGCCCCCAGGGGAUGCUGGGCCUGCCCAUCUUCUGUUUUCCUAGAGCCUCUUCAUUAGCCCCUUCAUGCUCUUCAAGAGCUUGCAGAAAGGGAGGUGUGGAAAAGAAGCUAGCUGACCGUCAGCCAACUAGAGGCUGUUGUCUCCCAACCCCUGUGAGUCUCUGGGAUGGGACAAGGGCAGAAGACAGCCGUGUGCACACAGGGGUGUCCUGGGUGGGGAGCAGGGCUGGAGUGGUGUCUUUGGAAGUCCAGCAACACACACUUAAGAUCCUUAGUCCAUGUGCCUACCAGAGUUCAGCUCAAGGCCUAGGGCUGGCCUCCCAGCCUGAGCCCAGGCCCAUCAUCAG
Peromyscus eremicus (cactus mouse) is the source of this 2777-nucleotide messenger RNA. It is a transcript of the gene Ky, whose product is annotated as kyphoscoliosis peptidase. NCBI's taxonomy places the organism in Eukaryota, Metazoa, Chordata, Mammalia, Rodentia, Cricetidae. Bases 2 to 1987 code for a protein of 661 amino acids. The transcript has 11 exons. The record is from RefSeq and is a predicted model, not a curated record.